Desarmillaria tabescens is the source of this 1900-nucleotide messenger RNA. Its product is annotated as cytochrome P450. Gene Ontology annotation, molecular function: oxidoreductase activity, acting on paired donors, with incorporation or reduction of molecular oxygen; monooxygenase activity; iron ion binding. The transcript has 11 exons. The record is from RefSeq and is a predicted model, not a curated record. NCBI's taxonomy places the organism in Eukaryota, Fungi, Basidiomycota, Agaricomycetes, Agaricales, Physalacriaceae. Bases 256 to 1767 code for a protein of 503 amino acids.
CCUCCCUCUUUGAUCACACAGAAUGGAACUUGUGAGCAAACAAGUUGACUCGGUGAUCGGCAAGCUGGCAUGUGAAUCAAGCUAUUCCUGGCAUAAGGAGUACGUACUCAUCGUGGUGGCUUCAAUGGAUUCCGUAUCGCCCAAUAUCUCCGUGGAACUUAUUUAGCGCCGUACGUUUAUGGUAUCUAUCAGUCUACUUAGAACCCACUUUGCUUCUUUAUCCAAGUCUCGCCUGUAGAAUCCACUUUCCCCAACAUGGACGAAGUCACAACCUACCUAGCUGUCUUUGCUAUGCUCUAUGUCUUGUGGUGCUACACUACAGCACCUCGAUAUCCACCUGGUCCUUAUCGCUGGCCAAUAAUUGGAAAUGCCUUUCAUAUUCCUACCGAAACACCCUGGCGCCAGUUUGCAGAGUGGGGGAAACAAUACGGCGACGUGAUCUAUCUUCGUGUUUUUGGCCGCUCUAUCCUAGUACUCAACUCUUUGGAAGCCAUCACAGACUUGUGUGAACAGAGAUCUAGUAUUUACUCGGACAAAAGUCGGAGGGUCAUGGGCGAAAUGAGUGGCUUUGGGCGUAUUUUAGCCUCGAGACUCAACGACGACGAUGUCAGGGAGACCAGGAAGCUUCUGAACAGCGAGUUCGGACCUCGGGCAGUUAAAAGACACUCUGGUAUCUUAGAAGACAAUGCGCGCCGCCUUUGUCGAUCGAAUAUUGAUCACCCAGAAGCAUUUCGGAAUAAUAUACGAAGAAUGGCUGUCGCAAACAUCAUGCGCAUAGCGUACGGCUAUGUUGUCGCUGACGACGUGGAAGCAGACGAGUUGGUUAUCCUAGCCACUCAGGUAAUGCGUGACGUCAGCGCAGCAUUAGCCCCCAACAAGUAUUUUGUCAAUGCAAUUCCACUCCUGAGGUACAUACCGGCCUUCAUGCCUGGCGCUUCCUUCAAGAGAAAAGCUGCAAAAUCUCGGGAAACAUUCGAUCUUUUCUUGAGGAAACCUUUUGAAGUUGUAUUGAAUCAAGUAAAAUCUGGAACUGCCCUGCCUUCACUUUUAGCCAAUGCCCUUGAGAAAAACGGCCUCGAAAACAGUAUGUCCGACACUACUUAUCUAAACCGUCUGAAAGACGCCGGAGCGGAAGUCUACGGUGCGGGAACUGAUACAAACGUCAGCCUCAUCACGUCUUUUUACUUGGCAAUGGUCCUUUAUCCAGAUGUUCAACGACGGGCGCAGGAAGAGAUAUCAGCAGUCAUCGGAGACGAGCGGCUACCUAAACUAUCAGAUCGCGAAUCUUUACCAUACGUGUAUGCUCUUGUUCAAGAAAUAUUCCGCUGGAAUCCGUCAGUUCCCUCCGUGACUCGCGCCAUUUUGGUACCGGACGUCUACCACGGAUUCGAUAUUCCUGCUGGCACUAUGGUCGUUGCAAAUGCUUGGGCUAUCACGCGAAACGAAAGCCUAUUUCCUGAUCCUGAAACGUUCAAUCCAGAGCGUCAUUUGAAUCGGGACAAGGAGGUUGAAAUUCCCGAACCGACGAGUCUGGCUUUUGGUUUUGGCCGCAGAUCUUGCCCCGGGUCCUACCUUGCAGUCGAUACUGUAUGGACAGCUGUCGCAAUGACAUUGGCAACUUGCACCAUUUCCCCUGAGCUUGACGCUGAAGGAAAAACCAUCCUUCCCGAAGUCAGAUAUACGAGUGGAGCCUUCAGCCAUCCGUAUCCGUUCAGUUGUCGAAUUCACCGCCGUUCCGAAAGUGUCUCUGAGCUACUAGAUCUCUAAUGAACGUCGCUUUUAGUGCUAACAUGGGUUCCGAAACGGAGUCUACACUUGUAAAUACUAAUUAUCAAAGCAACCGCUAUUUCUGAAUGCUAUAGAUUCGUAUAACAUGGUAUUCUUAGCCUAAACAGGAGCA